Messenger RNA from Nomia melanderi (Alkali bee), 1871 nucleotides. Its product is annotated as DNA polymerase delta subunit 2. NCBI's taxonomy places the organism in Eukaryota, Metazoa, Arthropoda, Insecta, Hymenoptera, Halictidae. Gene Ontology annotation, biological process: DNA strand elongation involved in DNA replication; DNA replication. The record is from RefSeq and is a predicted model, not a curated record. Gene Ontology annotation, cellular component: delta DNA polymerase complex. Gene Ontology annotation, molecular function: DNA binding.
UCAGUAAAUUCGGUAAAGUUAAAUCCACUAGUGUAUGUACUAGGGUAUUUUUAAUGGUGUCGGUAUUUCAGUACAGUUAACAGUAAAUUACAUUCUAUAGAACAUCUAUAUGAAUUUUAAAGUCAGUGUAGGCGCGAACGGAAUUAACGUGUUUUAUAAAUUGUAAUCGAUAAACACAAAUCUAUUCAAAGUUUUGAAUUAUUUUAUUUAACUAUGGUUCACAAAAUCAGUGAAGAAUGCAAUAACUUGCUUCUUAAAUCAGACGGCAAUAAACCACAAGUAUUUGAAAGAAAACAAGUUGAAUGCAAAAAUCUUUCAAAAAAAUUCACAAGCACAAAGAAUGAUUAUUCGAAACAAUUUGCGCAUAUAUAUGCUUCCAGACUUUCUGAAUUAAGAGAUGUUUUAAUCUCACAAGUUCAAGUUAAAUGGGGAGAUAUUCCUAUAGUAAAGUUAGCUGACUUAGAAAAAUUAGAAGGUCAAGAAUGUAUAAUAAUUGGUACACUUUACAAACAUCAACAAUGGAAACCAUCGAUCUUGCGUGAACUGAGUGAAGAUCAUCAACUCAGCAUUCCCUGUUAUAGAUCAGAUUAUUGUUCUGAGAAAGAUUUGCCAUUUUUAGAAGAUGAAAUGCUACGUAUUAAAUUAGUAGGCGAAAAUGUUAAUCUGAAGGAUAUUGUUACUGGAGUUGUUUGCGCAAUACAGGGUAAUGAAAAUAGCGAUGGAACUUUUAAGGUCAAAGAUUGGUGCUUUCCUGGAUGUGUAUCAAAGAGAUCUAUAACCAAAUGUACAUCUAAUGGAAAAUUAGUGAUAGUAUCUGGUUUAGAGUUAUCCGAAAGUCUUGAAAGUUUGGGAAUAUGCCUCCUUGCUGAUUGGUUAUGUGGAAUGUCCGGUAAUAUAAAAGUACAAAAAGAUGGGACCUCCAUUGUUCAACUUAUUAUUGCAGGUAAUACUAUAAGAAAUAGUAAUACAACACAGUCAGAAACAGAUACGUCAGCUAAAAAAAUCGGGGCUGCAAUAAAAACUAUGGAUGAUUUCUUAAGCAAUUUGGCAAAAUGUUGUGCCAUUACUUUAAUGCCAGGAGAACAUGAUCCUACAAAUGCUAUGCUACCCCAAAAACCACUACAUCCAUGUUUAUUGCCAAAAUCAUCUAGGCUUGAAAGUUUUAAAAGUACUACAAAUCCGUGGAUUGGUGAAAUUGGGGAACGAAUAAUAAUUGGUACUAGUGGUCAAUCUAUCAAUGACAUCAUAAAAGCAACUGGUGAAAUAAAUGUUUCUCCCAUUGUUUGGCUAGAGAAAACUUUAUUAUGGAGGCAUAUGUGUCCAACUGCUCCAGAUACAUUACUUGCUUGUCCAUACUAUGAAAAAGAUCUGUUUAUCAUGACAGAAUGUCCAGACAUAUAUUUUGUAGGUAACACAGAGAAAUUUGAAACAAAAUUGUGGAAAGGUAACGAGAACCAAACGAUUAGACUGAUAUCAGUUCCCAGUUUCAGUACUACCCAUACAGCUGUAAUAGUAGAUUUAGAAAAUUUAGAUACACAAUAUGUUUCCUUCAGUAAUACAUAAAUCAGUUACCACUCCAGUACAUAGGUUUUCCAAAUGAGACAAAUAUUUUUAUAUUUUUUAUACAAUGCUCUCCAUUUAAUUCCGAUCUUAAAUGUACAAAUGUAUACAAAUUUCAUUAAAAUUGUGUACACAAGAAAAUCAUUUAAUUUUAGUUGCAUUUAUUGAUAUGCAUAUGCAUGUUAUUGAAAUUCGUUUCAUUUUAUAAUUUGUUUUGUUUACUUCAAACGAUAUUAAAAACUGAAAAAUAAAAUUCUACAAAGAAAAAUAAAUUCCAUUACUGCCUAUUCAUCUUUAUUCAAAAUGUGAUG